AUGCUGCGGCAGAACCCGCCAUGCCGUGUUCCCACUGUCCGCUUAUAUAGCGCAACGGAGCGCCAUGAACCGCAGGUAUUGGUGUGCUGGCUGGGCGAAUCAGCUGUAUUCCUGCGCGCAUCUUGCGUGUACGCGGUCGCUCGUGGGGAUUCCGUUCACCGGCUUGUUUCUUGUCUCGUCCCCGGCGUUCUUACGCUCGAUCUGCUGCAGCAGAAAACUAUCGUUCAGUGGAUGAACAUCACCACCUCUUUGCAAAGGAGUGAAAACCUAAGAAUCAUGGUGAAGAGCCAGGAGCGAAUCGGGACCUCCUUUCGUUCUCAAGGGAGCCUUUCAGCUCACGCACAAUUGCAAAGCGAGUGCCCCGUGUGCUUCGAGGAGGUGGCUGUGUAUUUCACAGAGGAGGAGUGGGCUCUGCUGGAUCCCGAGCAAAGGGCUCUUUACGAGGAAGUCAUGGUGGAAAACUAUAGGAAUGUGGCGUUCCUGGCAGAUGAGAGGAAACGAAGUACAGACUGUGGGGGAAGAUACAUGGAUUUGAAGGAUGAAACAGAAUCUGGAAAUGAAAAAAGACUACAGAGAAGUAAGAGCGAAGGAAACCAGAAGCAGACGACAAAAUCAUUGAGAACUCACCCAGGGGAGAAAUCAUAUGAAUGCUUAGAGUGUGGAAAGAUCUUUAGUCGGCAGGACAAUCUAGCUUCACACCAAAGGAUUCACACUGGGGAGACACCAUAUAAAUGCUUGGAAUGUGGAAAGAGUCUUAGUUGCAGCAAAAGACUUACUAUUCACCGGAGGAUUCACACAGGGGAGAAACCUUAUAAAUGCUUGGAGUGCGGAAAAAGUUUUGGUUGUUUCAGAUACCUAACUAUUCACCAAAGGACUCACACAGGGGAGAAACCAUAUAAAUGCAUGGAGUGUGGGAAAACUUUCAGUCAGAGCACAGGCCUUUCUUAUCACCUAAGGGUGCACACUGGAGAGAAACUGUAUGAAUGCAUGGAGUGUGGCAGGAGGUUCAAUCGAAUUGACAAGCUGAAUUGUCAUCGAAGGACUCACACAGGGAAGAAACCAUAUAAAUGCAUGGAGUGUGGGAAAACUUUCAGUCAGAGCACAGGCCUUUCUUAUCACCUAAGGGUGCACACUGGAGAGAAACCGUAUGAAUGCAUGGAGUGUGGCAAGAGCUUCAAUCAAAUUGACAAGCUGAAUUGUCAUCAAAGGAUACACACAGGGGAGAAAUUACACAAAUGCUUAGUGUGUGGAAAGAGCUUCAUGGAGAGAAGUAACCUCGCUUCUCACCAAAAGAUUCACACAGGUGAGGAACCAUAUAAGUGCUUGGAGUGUGGGAAGAGCUUCAGUAGGAAAAGAAGCCUCGCUGACCACCAAAAGAUUCACACAGGUGAGAAACCAUAUAAGUGCUUGGAGUGUGGGAAGAGCUUCAAUCAGAAAGGAAGCCUCACUCGCCACCAAAGGAUUCACACAGGUGAGAAACCAUAUAAGUGCUUGGAGUGUGGGAAGAGCUUCAGUUAUAAAAGAAGCCUCACAUACCACCAAAUGAUUCACACAGGUGAGAAACCAUUUAAAUUCCAGGGAUGUUGAAAGAGUUUCAAUUAGAAGAUGGACUUUCCUACUGAACGAGAGAUUCACACUAAGGAGAAAACAUAGAAGUGCGCUGAAUUUGGGCAGAGCACAGAUAUAGCACUAACCUCACUUCUCACCCGUAGAAAUGUUUGGAGUGUGAAAAGAGUUUCAUUUGCACUACAAGCUUUAUUGUUUACCACAGAAUCCACACAAAAACCGUGUAAAUGAAGGCUAUCCCAAUCCCAGAGCAGUAACAGUUUUCAUAUUUUUCACACUUGUGUCAGAAAUUCCAUCUAAAUGUUAUAAGUCAGUGUGAUGUAGGGAUUGGAGUGUCGGACUAGGGUCAAGGAGACCCAGAUUCUUUGCAAUUUGGAGAGCCAGUAUGGUGACAAGGGUUAGAAUGUGUGUUAGAGACUAGAGAACAGAAGGGUGGACUGGCUGCUGAACUUCUUAGGCAAAGUCCUGUUGGGCCUUCGUCCUGAGGCGCUGCUUCCCGGCCCAUUCUUACCUUUGCCUCCCCUGAAUUUCCCCGGGGUUGGCGUUUGUUUUCUUGGCAUUGGUUUUAACUCCUCCCAGAGUGUGCAUACAUCAAUAUUCUUAAUACUUUUUGUCUCACUGUAAGCAUUAGAUAUUGCAAAAAUCCGGCAAUGCGACCCAGACACUUAGCAUCACUGGUGAUGCUUAGAUUUGAAUUUUAUAUAAUUCUUCCUAUAUUUUCUGCAGCUGAUGACCCUUUCCCCCCUGCUCCCCCCCACAAGUGCCUACAUAGUGAAAAUCUGCUUGUUGCCUCUAAAGAAGCGGGCUCUAGUCCACAAAAACUUCUUCUGGAGUAAAACCUUCCUUUCUUAGGUGAUGCUAGACCCCUGCUUGGUUUUGCUACAGCUGACUUGCACAGCUCCGCCUCUGUUAGGCAAAGGGUUAGGCAAGCGCAGUAGUGAUCUCGAUCAGGCCACAGUGCCCCCCUUGUUUUGUACCCUUUAUCGUGGUUUGCACUGCCCUUCAGACACAGCCUCAAGUUGGUUCCCAGCUUCUUGUUUCUAGUUCCUUGUUCAUGAAUCCAACCACAAGUAUUAACAUUUUUAAAAGCUCUGCCCCUCCCCCAGGCUUUGGACCAGCCUGAAUCCUGCAGCCCCAUACGCUGGUUACCAUGGCCUGCAAAGUGGCACAUCACUGUGCCGAGUCUAAGCCCAGGUCUGGCACCAAGACCAAGAAAGUGAGAUGCUCCCAGAGGUCUGGAGUUUUGGCUGGGGAACUAUUUAUAUCCCCUUCCAGGGAACUUACAUCAGAAUAGUGCAGAGCUCUUUUUUUUUCAGGGAAGAGGGAUGGAAGACAUGACCAUUUUUCUGUCGGCUGGUUCAGUUGGGUACCAGUGAGAUGCUGCAGAAGGGCAGGGAAGGAGCUUCUGCUACUUCUCUUGAGCAUGCUUAGUAGCACUUAGCUGCACGAUCUGACAGGCACUGCCCCCUCCCUGAGCAAGAGCCAGUGGAGCACAGGGAGGAGGAAACCUCUGCAUGGGCAGCUGCUCUUUUUUGGAGAUAGGUUCGGAUGGGUCGCGUGUUUGGUACAGCCCAAGAGCAAGAUCCAGCUCCAAUAGCACCUUAAAGAGCAACUAGAUUUCUGAGCUAAGUGGUCUUUCAGGUCCUGUUAGAUCUGGAUUUGGCUCUUUCGUGGAUGAUGGCCGAGGUCACAUUUGUCUUGCUGAUCUUCCUGGGAAGAAGAGAGGGCUGUCCUCUCCCCCACCGGAAAUCAGCUUAUUUACUUGCUGCUGGGCCCAAUUCAAAGUGCCGGUUUUAACUCUGAGAGCCCUUCCUGACCGAGUUCCCUCUUACUUACCAAACUGGGUCUCCCAGUACACUCCCCUAGGCCAGGUACGCUCUUCGGACCACCUCCUCCUUCAGGUGUCCUCCCUUAAGACUGGCUCCACACAGCCCAAUGAAAUCGUGGGCCUUUGGGGGGGGCAGGCCCAGUCCUCUGGAGUUGCCUGCCAGAGCGGGUGAGGAGGGUGCCCUUCUUUGCUUCAUUUAGGGAGAGAUAUAAAGCGUUCCUCUUCCAGAGACCAUUUGGCGGAGGGUGAUUUUUUCUAGCAGAUCUGGCUAUGAGUCUAUAGUUGUGUGUUUUAAAUCUUGGGUUUGUUAAGCAGAAAUAUUUUAAAGUUGGAACCGUGUGUAUUUUAAUCUUAAGUUAACCUCUGGUUAAGCAGUUAAGCUCCAUCCCUCCCCACCCUAAAGCCUCAAAAUAAAAUGUGGUAACAGAACUCAAAAGUGAAUAAAGAAAGAAAUAUGAGCAAACAAAACCUUGAGAAGGAAAAAAUGAAGGCAAACACUUCAAAAAAGCUUCAGGAAUUCUUCCCAGCCCUGCAGCAGGCAGCAGAGAAGAAGAGUGCAACAUCCAAAGUGGCUGCUGAAAACAGCAAGGGUAAGAAUAAACUACCCAACUUAUCUAGUUCAGCAGACCCAAUACUAGCCAGAGUGCUUGCUCAGUUGGAGCAAAAAAUUAUGAAUAAAAUCUCAACUAUUCUGCAACCCUUUGAGGAGCAACUUGCUGAAAUAAAAUCAGCUAUAGACAAAGUAGCACAAAAGGCUAAUCGUGCCCUUAUAUUAAGCAAUUCACUGCGAUCUGAAAUAGCCAUUUUAAAACAAGAAAAUAAACAGCUACAAGAAAGACUAUUACAAUUGGAAAUCCAUACAAAACAAUCUAACCUUAAAUUCAGAAAUUUUGAUGAGAAGAUACCUGAUAAUGCAGAUCUACCCUCCUUUUUAGAAUCAUGGCUGUCACAGUUUUCUCCUGGGGUCACAAAAUAAUGCAAAGUAUAAUAAACCAAGAGAUAUAUUAGCCACAAUCCCAGACUGGAAGACAAGGAGCAAAAUACUAGAAAUAGCAAGAAAUAAAGGAUCAAUCCCCUACAAAGGGACAAAUAUUCAAAUCCUUACAGACUUGCCAUCCACAAUAUUAAAGAAAAGAAAAGAACUCAGAUCUACAACAGAAGCAUUGAGAAAAGCCCAAAUAAAAUAUAAAUAGACUAAUUAUACACAUCUUCAAGUCAAAAUACAAGCUACAAUCUACCAAGUUUUAGAUCAGGAAGCUGGAAAGACAUUACUGCAAGAUCUUGGCAUUGAGACUUUUUCA
Messenger RNA from Eublepharis macularius, 4695 nucleotides. RefSeq names its product zinc finger protein 660-like. Gene Ontology annotation, molecular function: DNA-binding transcription factor activity; RNA polymerase II cis-regulatory region sequence-specific DNA binding. The record is from RefSeq and is a predicted model, not a curated record. NCBI's taxonomy places the organism in Eukaryota, Metazoa, Chordata, Lepidosauria, Squamata, Eublepharidae. The transcript is spliced from 5 exons. Gene Ontology annotation, biological process: regulation of transcription by RNA polymerase II. Bases 1 to 1587 code for a protein of 528 amino acids.